This is a messenger RNA of Austrofundulus limnaeus, 1626 nucleotides long. RefSeq names its product gastrula zinc finger protein XlCGF57.1. The record is from RefSeq and is a predicted model, not a curated record. Lineage: Eukaryota; Metazoa; Chordata; Actinopteri; Cyprinodontiformes; Rivulidae.
UGUUGUUGCAGUUUUCAGGCAAGUGAUGGAAGCUUACACGAAGUUUCUGAUGUGUGAUGAUGGCAGCCAUUUGAGACAUCUUUGUCAUUAUUGUUUUACACCUAGCACACUGAUGGAGAACUGGUGUGGACUGCUGCUCAUAGAGCCGUACAGCAUAAAAGAAGAAGAGGAAGAGAGGGACCUAGUAGCUUGGACCAGUCCAGAGAACCAGCAACUCGAUGUGAAUGAAGCGACUGAGAUCAAGGAAGAAACCGACAUCAAGGAAGAGACUGACAUCGAGUUUUCGGUUCCUUUGAAGAGUGAAGACGAUGACGAAGAAAAGCCUCUGUCCUCACAGCUUCAUCAGCACCAGGUCCAGGACGGAGAUCUUCCAACCAGCAGCUCAGCCGAUCAGAUUGGCGUUGCAGCUAAUGAAGAGGGCCCGGAAGAAGCAGAAACUACCGUAAAUCCAGAUCUAAAUACUCACAAAAAUUGUGAAUCUCAGCAGAAGAACACGUUACAAAAAAAGAAAACAUCGAAAUCUAAAGGCCCUAACAGAGACAGUUCAAUGUCUAAGACCGGACUCGGUGAGGAUAAUGUAAAUAAAAAAAAUUGUGACUCUCAGCGGAAGAACUUGUCACAAACAAAGAGAGCCUCAAGCUGUAGCAAAAAGUUGAAGAGGAGCAAAGCUCCCGAGUCAGAUGUAAACACAGUCGAGGAGUCUUUGAGCUGCUCUGAGUGUGGUAAGAAGUACGUCAGCGAGCGAACUCUUCAAAAACAUGUGUCAUGUCACCUCGGAGUGAUAUCUUCAAGCAGUUUGGUUAACGAGAAAAACUUUAGAGUGAAGAAAACUACAGCGUCAAAAAGCAAAGUCCAGACAGAACCAGAGUUAAUGAGAUGUGAUGACUGCGAUCAAACUUUUACCAACAAAAAAGAUCUAAAGGCACACAUGCGAGUCCACAGAGAAGACAAACCAUUUUCUUGUGAUACUUGUGAAAAGAAAUUCAGCCGUAAGUCACGUUUAAACGCCCACUUGAGAGUCCACACCAACGACAAAACAUUUACUUGUGAUUUUUGUGAAAAAGCCUUUAAACGUAAGUCACAUUUAAUCUCCCACUUGAGAGUCCACACAGAAGACAGAACGUUUACUUGUGAGCUUUGUGGGCAAAGCUUAAACUAUAAGUCGAGCUUAAUCAGCCACAUGAGAAUCCACACGGGAGAGAAACUGCUUUCUUGCGAUGUUUGUGGACAAAAAUUUGGUCACCGGACGCAUUUAAAGAACCACAUGACGAUUCACACAGGAGACAAACCGUAUAUUUGCGAUGUUUGUGGACACAGGUUUAGCCAAAAGGCGACUUUAAACUCGCACGUGAAAAUGCACACGGGAGAAAAACCGUUCCUCUGCCACUUUUGCGGCAAAAAAUUUGGCCACAAGACGAAGUUAAACCGACACGUGAGAACCCACACGGGAGAGAAGCCGUUUCCUUGUGAUGUGUGUGGACAGAGAUUUAGUCGAAAGGCGCAUUUGAACUCGCACAUGAGCAUCCACACCGGAGACAAACCGUUUUCUUGUGAUGUGUGUGGACAAAGAUUUAGCCACAGGACAAGCCUAAAAUUCCACAUGAGAAUCCACACAGGAGAAAAACC